AUAUGUUAUUUUCACCUGUCUUUUAUGUGGGGAACUUAAAGUGAAUCGCGCGCGCGCGUGCGCACGAGCGAGCGAGCGAGAUAGACAGAGAGAGAGCCGUGCCAGCACAGAGAGGCACGGAGACGCGACAGAGAGCAUCAAGGCAAACUCCUCUCGCAUUAACUCAAUAAAACAGGGAAACGCGAGGAGAAAACGACAUCUACCUCAGCAAUAAGACAUCGGAAGAGGUAUUUUUUCUGCACGGACAUAAAAUGAAAGGGUUAUCUGGCUGCAUUUGGGAUUUGGAGUCUUUUAUUGCACCUCUGCGACUUUGACACAAUAGUUGCGCCGUAUCACUAGGAGUUGGUCUGUUGGGGAGGAAUUUCAGGCAAUACGAAACCAAACUCCGGUUGGACCUCUAGCAACAUUGGAAAAAAAGCCACAAACCACCGCCACCAUGGACAAUGAACAGUGCUACUACAAUGAGACCAUCGCCUUCUUCUACAACCGCAGCGGCAAGUACCUCGCCACCGACUGGGACACAGUCAGCAGGCUCGUGAUGGGCUUGGGAAUCACCGUGUGCAUCUUUAUCAUGCUCGCCAACCUCCUGGUGAUGAUCGCCAUCUACGUCAACAGGAGAUUCCACUUCCCCAUCUACUACCUGAUGGCCAACCUGGCGGCUGCGGAUUUCUUCGCCGGACUGGCCUACUUCUACCUGAUGUUCAACACAGGGCCAAACACCAGGCGCCUGACCGUGUCCACGUGGCUGCUGCGCCAGGGCUUGAUCGACACCAGCCUAACGGCGUCCGUGGCCAACCUGCUCGCCAUCGCCAUCGAGCGCCACAUCACCGUGUUCCGCAUGCAGCUGCACACGCGCAUGAGCAACCGCCGGGUGGUGGUGGUGAUCGUCAUCAUCUGGACCAUGUCCAUAGUCAUGGGGGCCAUCCCCAGCCUGGGCUGGAACUGUAUCUGCAGUCUCGAGCACUGCUCCAACAUGGCGCCGCUUUACAGCAACUCCUAUCUGGUCUUCUGGGCGGUAUUUAACCUUGUGACUUUUGUCGUCAUGGUGACGCUCUAUGCCCACAUCUUCGUCUACGUGCGCCAGAGGACCAUGCGGAUGUCGCGACACAGCUCUGGGCCACGCCGCAACCGGGACACCAUGAUGUCUCUGCUGAAAACCGUGGUGAUUGUGUUGGGUGCGUUCAUCGUCUGCUGGACGCCCGGCCUCGUUAUCCUCCUCCUCGACGUCUUCUGCGCCAACUGCAACGUCCUCACUUAUGAGAAGUUCUUCCUGCUCCUCGCCGAGUUCAACUCGGCCAUGAACCCCAUCAUCUACUCCUACCGCGACAAGGAGAUGAGCGCCACCUUCAGGCAGAUCCUCUGCUGCCAGCGGCAGGAGAACACCAAUGGGACGGUGGUGGAGGGGUCUGACCGGUCGGCGUCGUCCACCAACCACACGGUGCUGAGCAGUGGCGCCUACCACCACAGCCACCCGCACAGCCACCACCACAAUAACGAACACUCGGUGGUAUAAAAAGGACGGCUGGGAAUCGUGGGGAUUAACCACAAUAUGAUACGAACUAAAGACGCAGUGAUGACUCGGAGAAGGAAGAUUAGGUUAGUGGGUUGAUGACAAGCAGCGUGGAAGAAGAUGGUGUCUUCAAGGACUCUGAUAGGCUGUUAGUAUUUCUGCUUAGUUGUUUAUUAAUUGUUUUGCGCGUGUUGUCCCGGACAGCGCUGAUAUGAAGUAUUUAAGAGUAAUCCGUGAAAUUAAGGUAAUGCCAGUACUCAAGUGUUUUUUCUUUGUGUCUUGUCAUUUCAUACUUAUUCCCCACGAUCCCCAUUCUUAAGAGAGCUCGUUACAUCCUACAGACCUGUUACAUGCAGACAGCAUCACGCUACCAACGGGGGUAUCCCUCCACAUGCAUCGAGGGACUCUUUUCAACGCUGUUGUUUCUUUUUCUUUUCUAUGUUUGGGAGGAAAGACAUCAAAUUUUGAGAAAAGUCAGAUGUUUUUCUCAGUAGUAUUUGGAUCCAUUACCUGGGUUUCAAACUUACUAAUUUGCUUGACAUGUUUAGUGUCUUACUAAAAACGGGCGUUAUGGAUUGUUGCCGUUUUUCAUUUCUGCGUAUUCCUCAUUCAUCUUUCAGUGACAAGUGACCAUACGACCUUAAUUUAUUACUCUACUGAUCUUUAUCUCCCACUGAUAAGACUUCCCUUGGGCCAACUUAAAUACACAAGAUUUCCACGAUCUCUUGUUUGUUCCAUCUAAGAGUUUAAAGACAAGUUGUUCCAGGGAUCUCACAAAAAAGGGGGGAUGUUUCUUGUCACAGAACUGACUCUGUGCCACAAUGUUGGAGACCAGGCGAAGGUCAAGCCUGUUAGCAGGCUUUGGACCAUCACAUGAAAUGUGCUGAUUUGCCUGCCUCACGUGGUUCUAUGCAGUCUUUCCCUGAGACAAUUACAUUGUCACUUAUUGCAAGGCAAGAUAUACCAUGCACAAGAAGAUAAAAUGGGUGCCUCCCUAAAGAACUCAACUCAACUUUGACUGCAAACACUGGCCCGCGAACGUCACAGCAGUCCAUCUAAUAGUUACAUAUGACAUUUAUAUUUCAGUCUGGACCAAAGAGCUCGACUGACCCACAGACCAACUGCAGAACUAUUGAUGGAGCCUCAGUGCUAGCUCGACCAAUAAGCAUCCAGCUCAGUGGUCCAUCAUUCCUUUGUAUUCAAAUAUUUCUGUCCAUAGUUGGAAGAAAACCCACAAGCACCAGUUCCGUUUAGACGGCAAUAAAUAUUAGCUGGAAAAAAACAGGAAGUAUUCAGUAUUCAAUAGAAUACCAAAGCACCUAGGGUUAAAACACUCAAAGGAAAGUAUGUAAAUAUCGUUCUAACAACCAGAAACUGAUGAUUUCUUUUUGUUCGUUGCUUCGACAGUGUAAUUAGUGAUAGAAGGUAAUACGGAUAUCCAUCCAAAGUAAUAUACGUUUUGUUUACAUGUCUAUCUAUCCUUAUUUCAACCUUGUUUUGGCCUCCCUGCCCCCUCGCUGUCCCUCUUCAUGGCGUCUUGAACAGAGGGACACUCCAUGUGUUUGAUGCUUUGCAUUUGAAGGUGCAUUGUGUGUGAUUUUAAGCCUGCAGAAUGUAACUGACUGAAACUCCGCUGUACCAAGAUCUGAAGGGAAAUAUGGUAGACGACCCGAGAACAUGAAUGUGGAAAAUGCGAAAGCCAAAGAUUGGCUUGACCACUCUGGGCUACUGUAGAAAAAAAUGCAGCCUAAAGAUGAGGUUUUUUGACAGCUUAUACUAAGGUGAAGGAAAACAACACUAAUCUUUUUUUCAUUUUUAUUUCUUAAGUAGAGGUUCUCUUAGAUACACAACUGUAGGUCCUCCAAACGCCACACUCUGCAACCGCACGGUUACACAGAUCGGACUAAUCCGUAACCCGGGGACAGGCAUAAUUUAGUUCAUCGUAACUACUUCAUUGACUUUUUUACGACAACACACCAUAAAGCAUUUUUAGUAGUCUUGCUAUUUUAAAGGGGCACUGACAUCAAUGACCUGUCCCAGUUUACUCUUAAGAUGAUACUCCUGUUGAAUGAUGAUAUCUUAUUCACUGUAACCCUUUUUCUAACAAAGCAAUGCUUCAGGUAAUAUAGUAAACCAAUUUAACUUUCUGUCUUCGUAUGCCUCUGAUUACCAGUGUGUCAUUAUUUUAUACACUGUUGUAAGUAUACAUGUACAGUAUGUAUGUAUAUAAAUAUAUAUUAUUCAAAGUUAACCACCAAAAGGAAAGUGUUCUUGUGUUGGGUAAAUUUAAGUGUGUUAUAAUGUGUCCAAACGUACUGUAGGAUUUUUCUUGGCGCUCUUUCUUGUCUUGUGAGCCUAAUCAGUGCUUUUUCUAUCAACUAUUCUGGUUAUUAACUAGUUUGUAACCCAGAACUACUUAGUUACGUACGUGUGCAGUGCCUUCCAGUCAUUCAUCCUGAAAGAGUACCUUAAAACUAGGCUGAGAAGCAGUGUUUCAACAGCCUCUCUGGUUUAAAGUGUGUUUGAAGUGUGCUUUGUCGUACCCAUCACGUCACGGUGCACUAAAGUACGUUUGAACAUCGCUGUGGGAAGCUGGAGAACAAACACAAGAUCCUCCGUUGGUUUUAACCUACCUUUUUUGCAUAUGUUGCUAAAAACGUUUUUUUUUACUUUCAUUUUCACAGCCUCAAAAGAUCAUUUUACAUUACGUAAAUUAGAAACACAUUAUGAAUACAGAUGGUUUUGUUUUUAGUGCAGCAUUUUUUUUAAAUUGAAGAGCAACACAUUCUUCAGGGCAAACAUUCUCUUGUGGGAUUUGACACAUGUCACUCUUUGUUAUCUCACCCGACAUGCAUGUUCCUUUCCCAGCUUUAACACACGUGUCCUUUCCUGAAAACAGUUUUAUCACACUAGAUUGGCACAUUCCUGCUAUUGUUUCCUGACUACUUCUGUCUGUGUUGCAAGCCCAAUGUUUGCUGUUUGCGGUGUGUGUUGCACUUGACAAAUGUUGUCAUUUUCAUACCAAAAGCUGUGUGUGUAAUUGUCUAAAAGUCUGUUCUUUCAAAGCGAAACAUUGCUUUUAAAGUUUAAUUUGUUGCCAAACCUCAGAUUUAACAAACCGUGUAACAGUAGUUUGUAAAGUGAAACAGACGUAAAUGUGUUUCUAUACUAUCAAUACUGUACAUGCCGAUAUCAAUGAAUGUCCACCUGGGUUUUAAGUGUUCAUAUCGCAGCAACAAUAAAAACAUGAGAAAAGUCUGAA
Messenger RNA from Gasterosteus aculeatus aculeatus (three-spined stickleback), 4772 nucleotides. NCBI's taxonomy places the organism in Eukaryota, Metazoa, Chordata, Actinopteri, Perciformes, Gasterosteidae. The record is from RefSeq and is a predicted model, not a curated record.